AUGGCGUUUGAGGACAUGAAAGACAAAAUUACUCCUUCAAAUCAUAGCCGUGAGACAUCACCAAACCGCGGCUCUUCGGUCCACCAAUCCAUUGCAAUUCCUAAACCGUGCAAACCCCUCCGUCAAUGGCAACAUGAACAAAACAUCGACCGUGAUGCCCAAAUCAAGCUUACAAAACUGGUACACAUGCGCUACCAACAUCCCAAUCUUGAUGAAAUCAGCACCUUUCUCCGCGACUUCGGCAUGAGCGUCGCAAAACAAGUCGACGAAAAAGUAUGGUUCAAAGGCUACAGUGACGACCAAUACGUCUAUUACGCGCGACGUGGACCCAAAAAGUUCCUGGGUGGAACCUUUGAAGUCGCCAGCUACGCCGAGCUAGAAAAAGCCGCAAAACUGCCUUGCGCAGCAAGCGGUAUCCAAGAACUAACAGAUGCACCUGGAGGCGGGUCAAUGGUAACCCUCCACGACCCAGAAGGUUUUCCCAUAAACCUGCUCUACGGCCAGACGAAAAAAGAAGCCGGACCCUACCCAGAAACACUGAUUACGAAUUACGAAAACAACAAACCGCGUAUCGCUCGCUUCCAGCGCUUUAAACCAGGACCGGCGGCUGUGCAUAAACUAGGUCAUUACGGUCUUUGCGUCACGAACUUCCAACAGGAAAUGCAAUGGUACACACGAACCUUCAAUAUCGUUCCCACGGAUUUCCUCUACAUUAACACGCCCGACGAUCCAUCCCAGCCCCGCAAAGACGUCGCCAUCUUCGCACACAUCGACCUGGGGCCAGACUACACCGACCACCACACCAUCUUCCUGUCCCAAAACCCGUCCGCGCACGUGCACCACUCGUCCUUUGAAGUGCAUGACUUUGACACGCAGAAGUUGGGGCAUGAGUGGUUGGCGAAGAAGGGGUAUGAUAGUGUGUGGGGGGUUGGGAGACAUAUUUUGGGAAGCCAGCUUUUUGAUUAUUGGUGGGAUACUACGGGUUUUAUGAUUGAACAUUAUGCGGAUGGGGAUUUGGUGAAUGAGGAGACGGAGGUGGGGUGGGGGGAGGCGGGGGAUGAGAGUUUGGCGGUUUGGGGGCCAGAGGUUCCGGGGUGGUUUUUGGAAGGGGUAAGGCCGGAGGAGAGGUCUGUGUUGUGA
Molecule: messenger RNA, 1140 nt
Organism: Pyrenophora tritici-repentis Pt-1C-BFP
Lineage: Eukaryota; Fungi; Ascomycota; Dothideomycetes; Pleosporales; Pleosporaceae
Product: Glyoxalase-2 domain containing protein
Biological process (GO): L-methylmalonyl-CoA metabolic process
Cellular component (GO): mitochondrion
Molecular function (GO): methylmalonyl-CoA epimerase activity
Source: RefSeq, a predicted model, not a curated record